Molecule: messenger RNA, 1933 nt
Organism: Paramecium octaurelia
Lineage: Eukaryota; Ciliophora; Oligohymenophorea; Peniculida; Parameciidae
Source: the annotation of a GenBank genome assembly
AUGAAUACUAAAAUAACUUUGCGUAAUUCAAAACAGAAUAGCUUUCUAAGUUCAUUCAAAACUACGCAUCGACAUACAUUAUCCUAGGGUAUGGAACUAAAGUUGGAAUCGCCUACAAACAGGGAAACUUCUGGAUUCACCUCUUUUUAAUCCUUGAAAUCUUCAUCAAUGCACUUGAAAAAAUUAGUGAAAUCUCCAACUUCUUCACUAUAAUCUGCAAGAUUAUUUGAUUUAAAUGAAAACUUCCUUAAUAAGAGGACGUCAAUAGUAUAAAUGAUGCAAACAUUUUCAAAUAAUUAUGAAAUUAUCUAGUAAUCAGAACCCUUAGAAAAUAUUGAUUUGGAUAAACUGUUUCCAGUAGAAGAAUAAAAGAAAUUGUAAAAUAAUGAAAUAGUUUCUGAUGAAUCAAAGUUAAGAAUAUUUGAGUUAAAACAAGAGAGCAAUAAUUGGAUCUCAAUUAAUAGAUUCAGAUUUCAUUACUUUUCAAUUAAAAUUUAAGGUUAGGAAUCACCAAUAUAAGUUUAUGUAAAAUGCGAUUAAUCAAGAUUGCUUAAUUACAGAAUGUACAUAUCAACAACUGCUUCAUUUCCUACUAAAUUCAAUUGUGAAGCUGUUGUAUAAUCUAAAUAUUUUAAAUAUUAAGAUAAAAAACAUAACGAUAAAUUUUUGGAUAAGUACUUAUAUAUAGCAAUAUAUUCUGAAGAGGACUGUGAGAUUUCAAUAUCAUUUCUUUAUGGAAAUAAAUUUAUCAAGAAAUAAAAACCAAAAAGAGAAAAACCAAACUAUGAUAAAUAUAAAUAUUGGUGGUAGCAAUAGAAAUUUGAUAUGAGUUAUGAAACAGACAAAAUAAAUAGCAAUCUUGAUACUAGGUAAUACUCGAGAGAAGCAAGAAAAGAGAAAUUAAUUCAAUCAUAAGAUUAGUUAGAUUUAAGAUUGAAAAAUGCAAUGAGUAAGAAAAAGGAAUUAUGUGAAGACAAAAAAAUGGACUUAUUAUCCAAAUAUUAAGCAAAUGAAACUUUAAAAGAAAUUAGAAAUCAACAAAAACUCAAAUAAAGAAUUAGAUAAGCCCUCAUCAAAUUUCAAAUCAGUUGGUUUGAUGUCUUUCUACUUAUACAUUUAGCUGAAAAUAUGAAAGUUAUGUUAGAUGUAUUUUAGUUGAUAUCCUAAAUUAGGAAGCAAAAAGGAGAAGCAAAUAUCUAGCCAAAGGAAGACUUAUUGUUUGGAAAUAUAGAACUACAACUAUGAUUAAAAUAAAAGAGAGUGGACAAACGGUUGAUUAGAGAAAUCUAUUUAAAUUAUGCAUGGCAAUGUGUAUGUACGCAUUUCAUAACAAAAAGAGAAUAAAAACUGAUGUAUCUAAAGUACUAAGGUACUUUUUCACUUUAACUCAUUAAUAUUGUCAUUUCAUUUAAAAACAUUAGGAACUAACAAAUAAAGGUAUGGAAUCAUUCAUUUUUAGUAAAUUAUGUUAAAAGGGUAUUUAGAAAUUUAAAGCAAAAAGAAAAAGCCUAUAAGGAUAGAUUAUGGAGAAUUCUUAAUAAAUAUGCUUAAGAAAUCCUUCAUUCUUUGGGAGCACACUUUAGUAAUCCCAAAAAGCGAACAUACAUCAUUGAUAGGUAAUUAACUGACUUAUCAAGAGUUCAGCACUAAUGAAAGCAACUGAAGAUUUUCUAACAACAAAAAAGAGAAAAUGUUAACAAUUUAUUUAAAGUUAUGUCAGAGAAAAAGAUUAAAAAUAAGUAAAACUAUAAAUAUUUUAUAAAAUAAGAGAGUAGUUGACCUCGCUUUGAAUAUGAUGUAACCAGAAAUGUUUGAUACACCUUCAUAUGAUGAUUUAUAUGGAAUUUUUCGUACUUACAUUCUUUACAAAAAAAUGACAUCUCAACACACAUAAUAAUAAUAACUAAAAUCUUAGCAAAUAAAAGAGCAAUGA